Messenger RNA from Punica granatum (pomegranate), 2379 nucleotides. NCBI's taxonomy places the organism in Eukaryota, Viridiplantae, Streptophyta, Magnoliopsida, Myrtales, Lythraceae. The record is from RefSeq and is a predicted model, not a curated record.
UAUAAAUUGACGAAUCUCCCGAUUCUCUCGUUGAUUUUAUUUCUCUCUUCUAUGUCUCCACUUUUCAUCGCUUCUUUGUACUAAUUUCAAUUUCAAUUAUCUCUCUCUUGGAUUGGAUCAAAUCUAGGGUUUGUCGUAGUCCAAUCCCUACAGUGAAGAGGGUUGAUUGAAGAUGUUGGAGCAGUUACUGAUCUUUACAAGAGGAGGAUUGAUCCUCUGGACUUGUAAAGAACUCGGGAGUGCUCUCAGAGGGUCGCCGAUUGACACCCUGAUCAGGUCCUGUCUCUUGGAGGAGCGAUCGGGCUUAGCAUCAUUCAAUUACGAUGCUCCUGGUGCCGCUUACACCCUCAAGUGGACGUUCCACAAUGAGCUUGGCCUCGUGUUUGUCGCCGUCUAUCAGCGGAUCCUCCAUCUGCUGUAUGUGGAUGAUCUGCUUAAUAUGGUGAAGCGUGAGUUCUCGGAGAUUUACGAUCCAAAGCGCACCAUUUAUGAUGAUUUUGAUGAGACUUUUAGGCAGCUGAGGAUGGAAGCUGAGGCCCGGGCGGAAGAGUUGAGGAAAUCGAAGCAGGUGAUGGGUAAACCUGUUAGCAAUGGAAAAAAACAAGGGCAGGUGAACAAGGUUGGAUUUGAGGGAGGGAAUAAGAAGAAGAGCGAAUGCGGGGUGGCCAGAGAUGGGGAUGAUGCGAUGGUGAAAGACCGAAAGAUGGAAAAUGGACAUUCCAAUGGUAUCCAUGUCGGGAUCAAAGAUCCCAAGGGGAAUGGUGUUGUUAAUGGUAAAGAGAAUACUGUCUCUAACAAUGGAGCUUUCGAUGUAAAUAAGCUCCAGAAACUUAGAUCUAAAGGUGUAAAGAAAACUGACACUGUUGCUGACAAGGUCCCCAAGGCGGACCCAAAGAAAAAGAAUAUGAAAAAGAACAGAGUUUGGGACGACUCACCUGCUGAGGCAAAGCUGGAUUUUACACAUCCUGCUGAUCAGAAUGGGGAUCAGGACAUGCAUGUGGUGGCAGCAGAGCAAGGUCAGAGUAUGAUGGAUGAGGAAGAGAAUGUUAGUAGUGAAAGUGAAGUUGAGGAAGAUGAGGAGGUGGAGAGAGGCAGCAAGGCCGAUGCCAAGAAGGGAUGGUUUUCGUCUAUAUUCCAGAGCAUUGCAGGAAAAGCAAACCUGGAGAGAGCUGAUCUUGAACCAGCUUUGAAAGCACUCAAGGACCGGCUCAUGACCAAGAAUGUGGCUGAGCAGAUAGCUGAGAAGCUGUGUGAGUCAGUGGCUGCUAGUCUUGAAGGCAAAAAAUUGGCCUCAUUCACAAGGGUGUCUUCGACAGUGCAGGCUGCAAUGGAGGAAGCUCUUGUUCGUAUUUUGACUCCUAGGCGCUCUAUUGACAUACUGCGGGAUGUCCAUGCUGCUAAAGAGCAGAACAGGCCUUAUGUUGUUGUCUUUGUGGGAGUCAAUGGAGUUGGAAAAUCCACCAACCUAGCUAAGGUUGCCUACUGGCUCCUGCAGCAUAAGGUUAGUGUUAUGAUGGCUGCUUGUGAUACUUUCCGGUCUGGAGCUGUUGAACAACUGAGAACCCAUGCUCGUAGACUCCAGAUUCCGAUAUUUGAGAAGGGCUAUGAGAAAGAUCCUGCAGUUGUAGCAAAAGAAGCAAUCCAGGAGGCCACUCGCAAUGGUUCCGAAGUUGUUCUAGUUGAUACUGCUGGUAGGAUGCAGGAUAAUGAGCCGCUGAUGAGAGCGCUCUCGAAGCUGAUAUAUCUCAACAACCCGGAUCUGGUUCUGUUUGUUGGCGAGGCCCUAGUUGGAAAUGAUGCUGUUGAUCAACUGUCGAAAUUCAAUCAGAGAUUAGCCGACCUCUCAACUUCUCCUACUACCAGGUUGAUUGAUGGAAUUCUGCUAACAAAGUUCGACACCAUAGACGACAAGGUCGGAGCAGCACUCUCAAUGGUUUAUGUGUCGGGAGCUCCGGUGAUGUUUGUUGGGUGUGGGCAGUCGUACACAGACCUGAAGAAGCUCAAUGUGAAGUCGAUUGUCAAGACCCUCCUGAAGUGAUGGAUCUCCUUAGGCUUUGCUUAUUCCUUAACAAUCGCUCUCUCUACCUCUUAAUGAGUCUUUCUUGUGUUCGAGACUCUGUUGUGCUGCCGCUACUGCUUUUGCAUGAUGAACUUGGUUUGUUUUGCGUCGUGUCUUCAUUCUGAUCUUAAAUACCUUUGUCGGAGGUGAAUCAGUCCCCUGCGGCUGUUUUCUGUGUUUCUGUAUGUUAGUUGCUGAUUUAUUUAGAAUUUUGUCUUGGCUUCUGAAACUCAGAGCUCGUUGCUCUGCCCAGGAUUGGUCCAAAAACAGCAUGUACAAAUAGCAAACAGCUUUCCCAGUUUUUCCCUGGGACUGUGCUC